GCCGCUUCAGCUUCUGAGGCAACUCUGACAUAAGUUACCCAAAAGUCAGUGAUAGGGGGGACCAACUGUGAACUGGUUAUGCGUACAUGUGACUGUGUGUGUUAGAGAGAGAGAGGGAGUCCACCAGUCAGCUCAGAGUGGUUAAUCUGUUUCUCCCUCCCUCUAUGCCUUUUGUUGCGGCCCCUCACUUUUCCCCUGCUAGCCUGGAUAGAGGGAGCUGACACUGUGCCUGCCUGCUCUGGACUGGAUAUGGCGUAGAGACACCCUGACACUACCCUGACUGGAUGUUCACCCUACGAGCUGAUGCAAUCACGGCGUCGGGACCUACCCUAGACAAAGACCAACGGGACAGCGUUUUUUCAAGAGUGGCAGAGCCCUCGGUGUCGGCGCCCCUGGGGUCAGUCCCAAUGGACCUGCGUGUGACGGAGCGUGUGAUGCGGCCGGGUUCGGACACGGCCCUGCACCCUCCUCUGCUCCACAGCCCCUUCUCCCACCAGCCCUGCACUACCUUCUCCCAGCACCAGCUGCAUCAGCACAUACGGUUCAACAUGGAACAACGGAGACGUGAGCAGGAGCAGGAGAAACAGCAAGAGCUGCAGCAGCUGUGGCACAAGGACAAGAGCCAACAGAGUGCUGUGGCCAGUUCACUGGUGAAGCAGAAGCUCCAGGAGGUGAUUCUGAAGAAGCAGAAACAACAAGCCCUGGGAAGAACCAGCUCCAACCCUCUCAGUGGUCCCCCUGUGGGCUACAGGGAGCUGGCUCCAGACCCCAGUGGGACGUCCCAGCCUCUGGUAUCUCCCCCUCCACAGGGUUGCAGAGAGGGCUCAGAUGACACCCCUCUACGCAGGGCAGCCUCAGAGCCCAACCUGAAGGUGAAACACAAGUUGAAGAAACACCUGAACACUCGUAAGAGUCCUCUGACCCGCAAAGAGAGUGCUCCGUCCCCCAUCAAACACCGGGUGCCCGACACUCUGGACUCAUCUCCCAGCAGCAGUAGCACCCCAGUGUCUGGCUGCAGCUCCCCCAAUGACAGUCUACCCAAUGAGAAUGGAGUCCUGCCCUCUGUUGACGGGCUGUCCCAUGAGGUUAUUAUCCGAUUGGCCCAGAGGCUACUGCUCCAGGAUGGGUCUCUAGCCCACUUCACCGUCCAGAGUUCCUCUGCCCUACCCACCAUCACCCUGGGCCUUCCAGCCAACGCCAGGAGUGAAUUAGACUUGUCCCCUCGGAAGGUGGGCCGGGUGCCUAUGGUGACGGGAGGCCAGUCUGUCUACCUUCCCCUGGGGAUGGAGGAGCAGAGUGGGUCGCUGUCGCCCCACCUCCAGCCUGUCCUCCUCCUGGAGCCCUCCAGACUGGUCCAUACCCCCAUGCUCGCUGUUCCAGGCCUGGGCACCGUGCCACUACAGUUUGCCCCCCAGAUGGAUCGUCUGGCCCCAGGUGGGGGCCCUCACAAGGCCCUGAGCCGAACUCGCUCAGAGCCGCUGCCCCAGAGCCUCAGAUCCCUACACCCUCUGCUGCAACAGCACCACAACAGCCAACUACUGGAGAGACUUAAACAGCAGACACACCUGGGCAAGCUGAUGUCUAAAUCCAGUGAGAAGCCUCGGCUCAGACAGAUCCCCUCAGAAGACAUGGACUCUGAGGAGGUGGGGCCGACGCCCAGCGACACCUAUCACGGCCGAGCACGGGUGGAGUCACUGAGGGAAGCGGAGCCUGUGUCUGAUUUGGACAGCCAGGGAGAACAGAUCAAUCUGCAACACACACUCAUACUCAACCAGUCAUUGCUAUGGGAGAAACAGAAACAGCUGCAGCAGUUGCGUCGGCAGACAGCCCACAUGGAGACGCUGGCGGUACCCAUGAUGCUUGGCAGUGCCCACCGGCCCCUCUUCCGUACCCAGUCCUCACCAGCCUCCACCUCCCUCACGCUGCCAGACAAGCCCCUGCCAAUACCCGCCCCAGAACCACAUAGCAAACCACGCUUCACCACCGGCCUGGUUUAUGACUCUCAGAUGCUAAAGCACCAGUGCACAUGUGGUGACAACAGCAGCCACCCAGAGCAUGCUGGGAGGAUCCAGAGUAUCUGGUCACGUCUCCAGGAGAGAGGUCUCAGGGGCCAGUGUGAGACUAUCCGGGGUCGAAAGGCCACUCUGGAGGAGCUGCAGUCGGUCCAUUCAGAGCGUCAUGUCCUGCUGUACGGCACCAACCCACUCAACCGCCUCAAACUGGACAACCGCAAGUUGGCCGGCAUUCUCUCUCAAAGGAUGUUUGUGAUGCUCCCAUGUGGAGGAGUGGGGGUGGACAAUGACACAAUCUGGAACGAGUCUCACACGUCCACGGCGUCGCGCAUGGCUGCAGGCAGUGUCACAGAGCUGGCCUUCAGAGUGGCCAAGGGAGAGCUCAAGAAUGGCUUUGCAGUGGUGAGGCCCCCAGGCCACCAUGCUGACCCUUCCAACCCAAUGGGUUUCUGCUAUUUUAACUCGGUGGCCAUCGCAGCCAAGCAGCUCCAACAGAAACUGAGUGCCAACAAGAUCCUCAUCGUAGACUGGGAUGUUCACCAUGGUAAUGGAACCCAGGAAGUGUUUUACAAUGAUCCCAGUGUGCUGUAUAUCUCACUGCAUCGCUAUGACGACGGCAACUUCUUCCCUGGCAGCGGGGGGCCAGCUGAGGUGGGAUCUGGUGCUGGAGAAGGCUUCAAUGUCAACGUGGCCUGGACUGGAGGUCUGGACCCCCCUAUGAGUGAUGCUGAGUACAUCGCUGCUUUUAGGACGGUGGUGAUGCCCAUAGCUCAGGAGUUCUCCCCUGACGUGGUCCUGGUCUCCUCAGGGUUCGAUGCAGCAGAGGGACAUCCUGCACCUCUAGGGGGUUACAAGGUCACCGGCAAAUGUUUUGGGUUCCUGACCCGGCAGCUGAUGGGUCUGGCUGGAGGCCGGGUGAUCAUGGCCCUGGAGGGAGGUCACGACCUCACGGCCAUCUGCGACGCCUCCGAGGCCUGCGUCAGCGCUCUCCUGGGCAUUGAGGAGCUUCUGUCAGAGGAGGUGCUGCUGAAGAAGCCCAAUGCUAACAGUGUUUGCUCGCUGCAGAGAGUCAUACAGAUACAUGGUCAGUAUUGGCAGUCCCUGAAGACGUUCAGUAGCUCCGUGGGACUGUCCUUCCUGGGUGCUCAGAGAAGAGACUGUGAGGAGACUGAUGCUGUCAAUGCUCUGGCCUCUCUCUCUGUGGGGGUCCUGACCAGCAAGAGCCUCCCCGACGAGCCUAUGGAGCAUGACGACGAUUCCAUGUGAAAGAUGCUGACUGUUGACCUCAGAGACCUCUCCUUCAGGACGUCCCAAUAGCCUUGGAGAUCCUGCCCUGUCACACGACGAGGGGAAGAGUGUAGACUGUGGAACUCUGCCUUAACCAAUGAGACCUUAAAGCCACACAGUGCCUCAAAGACCACCGUCCAUUCUCCUAAGACUGUAUGCAGCGCAACUUAACACAGCGAAGAGUGAACUCAACACAGUGGAACUAAUGUAGCCUGCUCAGCCACACCAAAGACCUGUCAGUGUAUAUGUGAGGUAAAAGAUGUUCUCUCAAACAGCUGAUUAUUUGACUCUGUCCGUGGUCUAGCCCUAGCCAGACAGAGUCAUUUUUAUUGUGUGUAUUCAGAAGGACACGUCCAUACCAGCCGUGUGCCGUCAUAUUGACCACUCUUUGGCCUUUAAAACCAGUACAGACGUAAAGGUCUCAUGGAGGCACUUACAGUAAAGAAAUACUUCCCAUCCGUUGUCUCAUUUCCCCAGUGUCUGUGAAUAAUACAGGCCAUAGAGACGAAAGGAAGAUGUGACCCUGAAGGAGGGAAUUCUUAGCACCAGGUCUGUGGGUGUCUGUUGUUGUGUCAGUGAGCAGAGCAGACCCCAGUCAGUCUGAGGAAGGCCCUGGACGGACAGAGGGAGAGAGCGAUAGCCUGGAGGGGACCGGCCAGCACCUGGCAACUGUUGAAUGGCUCAGUCGGUCCUCGAUGAUGUCAUUAAUAGUUUAACCACUAAAGAAAAUACAAAAAAUAAGAAGUAAAUGAAGAUAAGGAUGACUGUGGUUUUAUCUGUUGUUUUUGUUUUUGCACUGUGCAUUCCGUAAUGUGAACCGUUGAAAAUUCCAAACCUCGGGGAAACUCAAGUUCUAGAUUAUUUAAUUAUCUGUUAAACUUUGAAGAUUGGAAGAUAUUGUUGUCCUCUAAAAUCCACUCACAUUCUAAAAAGAAGACUUAUGCAUUCUACAUUUCUACCGGCAUGUAUACACAUUGAGUAUUUAUACGAAGUGCAUUUUCAAAAAAAAUCCUGUUUGGCCAGAUUGUAUUACGAAUACUUUCCACUGCUGUUCAUAGACAAGUCUCUUUAUAUAUUGUUGGCAGGGACACACACAAACACACACACUCAGAAAGGCAUUGUAGACAUGCACGCUAUUUCCCUUUAUGUCUUACCACUGACAUGAUGAGGACCAAAAUUAUACCUCCUGUCUCGAGGAUAUAUAGUAUACAAACUGGAUGAACAGGAACAAUUAAACCAAUGAAUCUUAUGAAGAGCUGAAGACCUACCACUGUUUGGAAGGAAAUACUAGUUCUAUGUUCAUUCCUAUGCCAUUGUAUUGUUUAUGAUGCUAGUCAAAGGCUCUAAUGCACUUCAUGGAGAUCUCCCAAAGAAACCGCUCUUCAACAUGGCUGCAGUGGGACUGUAUUACUGCAGAUGGACCAGUGUGGUUACGGUGUUACUGUACGUUGAUGUUUGUUUUUGCAGGACCAGACUUUUGACCUGUGGACAGACAUUUACUGUGUACAUUCAUUUGACAGUUCAGUUCCCUUGAUAUGAUCCACGGACAGUAAUAUCAAGCAGAGUUGAAUAACAGUUAAACUGAGUGUAUUAUUUUAUGUGCAAACCUUCUUUAUGGUGUUGCUGUUUGUUUCGUGGACCAACCAAAAUACUAUUACUGUUAGCACUAUGGAGGUCAGUGGCGGUCGGUGCCAUUUAAAAUGAGGGAGGACGAUUUCUUUUUUUAUGAUCAUGGCCUUAUUUCUAUUACAGCAUAUUGGAUGACUGUCAUUCCUUUUCCAUUCACACAGUUCACUGUAACAGCGAUAGGUUUAGGCUACUUCAUGAUACUCAAAUGUUACCUAUACCCAUCAUGUUGCUACAACCUAGCCUAUGAAUGAAAGGUUACAACGUAGGUGCACACAGGUGGAGAGAAACAUUUGAGGUGACAGACCGUGACACAUGGACACACAGUGACACAUUCAAUAUCACCUUGCACA
This is a messenger RNA of Oncorhynchus tshawytscha (Chinook salmon), 5278 nucleotides long. RefSeq names its product histone deacetylase 7. The record is from RefSeq and is a predicted model, not a curated record. Gene Ontology annotation, cellular component: histone deacetylase complex. Bases 285 to 3278 code for a protein of 997 amino acids. Lineage: Eukaryota; Metazoa; Chordata; Actinopteri; Salmoniformes; Salmonidae. Gene Ontology annotation, biological process: chromatin organization; negative regulation of transcription by RNA polymerase II. The transcript has 26 exons. Gene Ontology annotation, molecular function: histone deacetylase activity.